Molecule: messenger RNA, 7596 nt
Organism: Melopsittacus undulatus (budgerigar)
Lineage: Eukaryota; Metazoa; Chordata; Aves; Psittaciformes; Psittaculidae
Gene: DENND5B
Product: DENN domain containing 5B
Exons: 21
Coding region: 1-3810 (1269 amino acids)
Molecular function (GO): small GTPase binding; guanyl-nucleotide exchange factor activity
Source: RefSeq, a predicted model, not a curated record
AUGAGCGGGAGCGGCGCCCCGGGGCCCGGCGCGGCUCCUUGCCGCUUCGCCCACUACUUCGUGCUGUGCGGCAUCGACGCGGAGAGCGGGCUGGAGCCCGACGAACUGGCAGGAGAGAAUUUCGACCAGAGUCCCUUAAGAAGAACCUUCAAGUCCAAAGUUUUGGCCCAUUAUCCGCAGAACAUUGAGUGGAACCCCUUUGACCAGGAUGCUGUCAAUAUGCUGUGUAUGCCCAAAGGGCUGUCUUUCAGGACACAGGCAGAUAACAGAGACCCACAGCUCCAUUCGUUCAUCAUCACCAGAGAAGAUGGCUCUCGUACAUACGGGUUUGUGCUCACUUUCUAUGAGGAGGUCACAAGCAAGCAGAUCUGCACAGCCAUGCAAACACUCUACCAGAUGCAUAAUGCAGAGCAAUACAGCAGUGUCUGCGCAUCUUCCUCAUGCAGCAUGGACUCCCUGGCCAGCAGCAUCGAUGAGGGUGAUGCCACGUCCCUUGCCAAGCUCCAGCGGUACAAUUCCUACGACAUCAGCAGAGACACACUGUACGUCUCCAAAUGCAUUUGCCUCAUCACCCCUCUGCCCUUCAUGCAAGCCUGCAAGAAGUUCCUGAUACAGCUCUACAAGGCGGUGACAUCCCAGCAGCCACCUCCUCUGCCCCUGGAGAGCUACAUCCACAACAUCCUCUAUGAGGUGCCUCUGCCACCCCCAGGGAGGUCACUGAAGUUUUAUGGGGUAUAUGAGCCCAUCAUUUGCCAGAGACCUGGGCCCAAUGAGCUCCCGCUCUCUGACUACCCACUGCGGGAGGUCUUCGAGCUGCUGGGCCUGGAGAACCUGGUCCAGGUUUUCACCUGUGUUCUGCUGGAGAUGCAGAUCCUUCUGUACUCACAAGAUUAUCAGCGGCUGAUGACAGUGGCAGAGGGGAUCACAACACUGUUGUUCCCGUUUCAGUGGCAGCAUGUGUAUGUCCCCAUUCUUCCUGCCUCUCUCCUGCAUUUUCUGGACGCUCCUGUUCCCUACUUGAUGGGGUUGCAGUCCAAGGAGGGAACCGACCGCUCCAAGCUGGAGCUGCCUCAGGAGGCAAACCUGUGCUUUGUGGACAUUGAUAACCAUUUCAUCGAACUGCCAGAGGAAUUCCCCCAGUUCCCCAACAAGCUGGAGUUCAUCCAGGAAAUCUCCGAGGUUCUCCUGCAGUUUGGCAUCCCACCGGAGGGUAACCUGCACUGCAGUGACAGCGCCACCAAACUCAAGAACCUGGUCCUUAGUGACCUGGUGAACGACAAAAAGAACGGGAACAUCCCCAGCAAUGCCCUCAACAUGUAUGAGCUGCUGAAGGGCAAUGAGACGAUCGCCCGCCUGCAGGCCCUGGCCAAAAGAACUGGCGUGACGAUGGAAAAAAUGACCAUCACGGCUCCCCUUGCAGAGAAGGAGAAGGAUGGAAAGUUGCCCUGUGAGGAGGUGGAGCUGAGGGACUACAAACUGAACGUGCAGCUUCGCGAGGUGUUCGCCAACCGCUUCACGCAGAUGUUCGCAGACUAUGAGGCUUUCGUCAUUCAGGCUGCCCCCGAUAUGGAGUCGUGGCUGACAAACAGGGAACAAAUGCAAAACUUUGACAAAGCUUCCUUCCUUUCGGACCAACCUGAGCCUUACCUCCCAUUCCUUUCCCACUUCAUCGAAACACAGAUGUUUGCAACCUUCAUAGACAAUAAGAUAAUCUCCCAGUGGGAAGAGAAGGACCCUUUUCUGCGAGUUUUUGACUCCCGAAUUGAGAAAAUAAAGCUAUAUAAUGUAAGGGCCCCUGCACUGCGGACAUCCAACUAUCAGAAAUGCAGCACUUUGAAAGAAGCAGCUCAGUCCAUCGAGCAGCGGCUGAUGAAGAUCGAUCACACAGCUAUCCACCCACAUUUACUUGAUAUGAAGAUUGGCCAAGGGAAAUAUGAACAAGGAUUUUUCCCAAAGUUGCAAUCAGAUGUCUUGGCAACAGGACCCACCAAUAACAACCGCUGGGCCAGUCGCAGCACCACCACGCAGCGGAGGAAGGACCGCUUGCGGCAGCACUCGGAGCAUAUUGGGCUGGACAACGAUUUGAGGGAGAAAUACAUGCAGGAGGCAAGGAGUUUAGGAAAAAAUUUAAGGCAGCCCAAACUCUCAGACCUCUCUCCAGCUGUGAUUGCACAGACCAACUGGAAAUUUGUGGAAGGGUUACUGAAGGAAUGUCGUGUGAAGACUAAACGUAUGUUGGUAGAGAAGAUGGGCCAUGAAGCAGUUGAGCUGGGACAUGGAGAAGCCAACAUAACAGGUCUGGAGGAAAAUACAUUGAUUGCUAGUCUCUGUGAUCUGCUAGAAAGAAUCUGGAGCCACGGUCUGCAGGUCAAGCAGGGAAAAUCUGCUUUGUGGUCCCAUUUACUUCAGUACCAGGAGAGAGAAGAGAAGCAAGAGCAUAGUGCAGAGUCUCCAGUUGCUAUUGGAACAGAAAGACGGAAGUCUGAUACAGGAAUUAUUCUGCCUACUUUGAGGGUUUCCCUGAUACAAGAUAUGAGGCAUGUUCAGAACAUGAGUGAAAUAAAGACUGAUGUGGGACGAGCCCGAGCCUGGAUAAGGCUUUCUCUGGAGAAGAAGCUUUUGUCUCAGCACCUGAAGCAGCUGCUUUCCAACCAGGCUCUUGCCAAGAAGCUUUACAAGCGUUACGCUUUCCUGCGCUGUGAAGAAGAACGGGAACAGUUCUUGUAUCACCUGCUCUCACUCAACGCUGUGGAUUACUUCUGCUUCACAAGCGUCUUCACCACAAUCAUGAUCCCUUACAGGUCAGUGAUAAUUCCCAUCAAAAAACUGAGCAAUGCAAUAACCACAUCAAACCCAUGGAUAUGUGUAUCAGGGGAACUAGGAGAUACAGGUGUAAUGCAGAUUCCCAAAAAUCACCUAGAAAUGACCUUUGAGUGCCAGAAUUUAGGGAAGCUGACGACCGUUCAGAUUGGUCAUGACAACUCAGGGCUACUGGCCAAGUGGCUGGUUGAUUGUGUCAUGGUCAGAAAUGAAAUAACAGGACACACGUACAAGUUUCCCUGUGGGAGAUGGCUGGGGAAAGGUGUUGAUGAUGGCAGUCUGGAGCGAAUACUCAUUGGAGAGCUGGUGUCCUCCACAUCUGAUGAAGAGCUGGGAAAACAGUGCCGUACCCCACCGCAGCAGAAAUCUCCUACCACAGCUCGACGACUUAGCAUCACGUCCCUCACAGGGAAGAACACCAAACCUAAUGCGGGACAGAUCCAAGAGGGAAUUGGAGAAGCUGUGAACAAUAUUGUGAAGCACUUUCACAAGCCAGAGAAAGAGAGAGGGAGCCUUACCAUUCUGCUGUGUGGAGAGAAUGGCCUGGUUGCAGCUCUGGAGCAGGUCUUUCACCAUGGAUUCAAAUCUGCUCGCAUUUUUCAUAAGAAUGUCUUCAUCUGGGAUUUCAUAGAGAAAGCUGUUGCUUAUUUUGAAACCAGUGACCAGAUUGGAGAUAAUGAGGAGGCCCUUUUGCUUCAGAGAUCUUCAUGCAAAACCUUCUGUCAUUAUGUGAAUGCCAUCAAUACUGCUCCAAGGAACAUUGGAAAGGAUGGCAAAUUCCAGAUUCUGGUUUGCCUGGGGACAAGGGACCACUUGCUCUCUCAGUGGAUCCCACUGCUGGCAGAGUGCCCGCCCAUUACAAGGAUGUAUGAGGAGAAUGCUCUCCUACGGGACCGCAUGACUGUCAACUCCCUUAUCCGAGUCCUACAGACAUUGCAAGAUUUCAAUAUCAUCCUAGAAGGAUCUCUCAUUAAAGGAGUGGAUGUUUAGCAUGGCUUUGCUGAGAACUUCAUUAUUCCUUUCCCAAGCAAGCAAACCACAACUGGAGACCUGUCAGGACUUGAACACGAUGGUAGUGCACCACUGUAAGGCAAAGCUGCCAGCUGAAGCAGGAGUGGGAAGCCCAGUUUGUGCCUGAUGGGGACUGUCCUCUAAAGCUGCAGAAAGCUAAGAUGCAGUAUUGUAGUUUAUUUGAAACAGAAAUUUAGUAUAAAAUAGAGUAUUUUCAUGUGUUAGAUGUGUGUAAAUAUGCUAUCUUCUUUAAGAAAUUAUACUACUCUAUGAAAUUUUUCUUAGACUGAAUGUUCUUGUUCUGACUAUGAGUAGCUUAAACCCAGGGAAGGACUGAGGGGAGGGAAGGACCGAGGUGGGAAGGGAUGCCGCUACUUGCUUGCAAGGAAGAAGCCAAUUAAUGUGUAAAUACAGCGCAAACUCAGCAGGGCUUUUUUCAGGUAUUGCAAAUUAAUACAGCAAAUAUCCUUAUGUAGCCAUUGUGAUUGUCUCACUCUUGGAAAUGUUGUAAGCAUAUAUGCUGUCUUACCCUACUGUACAUGGGCUCUCUUAGUUCUUUGUUUGUUCAAAGACUCAAGCCAUUCCGUGCAUGGAAGUUGUGAGUUGUCAUGGGGUUUUUUUAUUAGGUUUUAUGUGUCACUUCUGUUGAUCUCCGAAAAGGGAGACAAGUAUUGAAAUGUUCAAACACUGGCGAGGAGGACUGCUGUCAGCCUCAGAGCCUGAGAGUAUGAGAGACCUGUGUAGGGGGUGCUGCUGCAGCCUGAGAUGGGGAACGAUGGCUUGCUUGACUCGCUUGGUGUAUCCCUAGCCUAUCUAAAUGUUCUGAUGAUUCCCCCUCACCCUCAGCCAGUUUGUGUUGUGGAUGACUUUUUUUUCCCCCAUGUUAAGGAAUUUGGUUCAUACCAAAUUCUUGCUGUACUUGAGAAGAAUCAUUGCUGUAGAGCCACAAACACCAAUGUUGCUGUGCUACUGAACUAUAUCAGCUGGUUUUGAAAUGCUGACAGAUUACAAGUCUUCCUUUAUCCCGCAGAGUAAGUGCUCCUAGGAAGUACAGGGAUCUUUGAUUGCUACUUUUUUUCUUUUUUCCUUUUUUUCCCCUAGAUUAUCCAGCUAAAAAAAUAGAUAGGGAGGGGGAAGAAAGCAAAAGGAGGGGAAAAAAGAGUCUUACUUUUCUAUUUUGUGGCUCUUCUCCUACACUCUUUCCAGUUAAUGUGUUACUAAUAAAAUGUGUAUAUAUAGAUACAACUCUUGAAGAGGAACUGGGAUCAACUGAAAUCAUGUAUGCUAAAUAUUUAACAAGAGAUUACAUUAAAAUCAUCUUGAGGAUACCAUGCAGGAAAUGCAGGGUAUGUUUUCUGUCUUGUGGAUAGGAGUUGGAAGGAUCUGAGGGCAUAGUUGGCUUCAUCUGGUUUCAGUUUUUGGAGGUUAGUUUAAAUGUAGGUGUUUGUUUCACUUGUUUAUUCCCAUUUUGGCAGCAGAUUUCUGUGGAUGUCUCGCUGUCAGCUGUGGAUUGGGAAAGGCCCUAACUGGUACUGUGAGGUUAUUGCUUUGCGCUGUGCUCUCAAGCGGCAUUAGGAGGGGAAUGGUGGGCAGUAGCAGGUCUUGAUACAGUUUGCAUGUGUCGGAGAGCAGAAUAAGAGCUAACAAAAAGGAAAGAGGAAGAAAAUCAGGGUUUGCUUUCUCCCCAGCCUUUUGCCAAGCUUCUCUGUUUUCCUGUGGUCCUUCUGCUGUCCAGUUCUUACAACAGCACUUGCUUUAGUGUAAAAGGUUCACGUCAUAUUCCCAGCCAGAAGAAAACUCUUCAUGUGACUUUGUUUCAUUAACAGGGAGAGUUUUAUGCUAUAGAAGGGGUUUUUAUUUUUAAGAAAGAAGAAAAACAAUACUGUCAGGGAGUCAUUGAGUUUUAUGAGGGUUCCACUUUUUAAUAACCAUUCUUUCCACCUGGGCUUGUACUUCCUUAAACUGACUGAAUUCAUCCUAAAUACUGUAGGCAGCACUGCCAUGUCACUGCUGUGGGUGUGAGUAACUAAUGUAAAGGCUGUGAAUGGUGUCAUGAGUUAGAAGCCAGAGCCCACAGAUGUGUGACAUCUCUCUUGCGUUUCCAGAAAUGUGAAAUUUGAGGUGUGAGGCUUUUCAGUGUGACCAGGCAAUUCUGCUUAAAGUCAGCAGAAGAGACAUGACAACCUUUCAGCAGCAACUGAAAAUGUGUCCCUAGUACUUUAUCAAUAAAUUACACAUUUAGCACCAGAAACCAUGUGGCAGCAUUAUUUGGUAAUGACUACUUAGGAUGUUUUGAUUUCUAUUGCAACUCAGGCCUUUCAUGUCUAAUUACUGCUAUACAUGAUUUUUUUCAAGCCCAAACCAGUCUAAGUGACUUUCAUUUUACUGAAAUAACAACCUCUUUAGUCUUGGAUUUCUUUGCAGCAUCAUCUGCAUUUGCUAGCUGGAUACUUCUCAAAAGUACACGGCUGCAUACUUCUCCAAAGACUAUUUAGGUCUUCAGCAGUUGUAACAUUCAUCUGACAUGAUUCAGUUUAAGUGCAAGCAGGAUAAAGUAGAAAUACUGGCACCUCUAAAGGUCAAACAUAGAUGAACAAACCACACACAGAGAAAAGGGCAAUAACUAAAUAAAGUGUUUCUUAAGCUAAAACAAGUCAAAACCUGAGAAAUUUUCAAGUUCAAAACAGGACCUUCCCCUCUUUCAAGCUACAUUAAGGAACCUUUAGCACUUAACUUUAACAUAACUUCACGUCGGCAUUUUCAGCAAGUAUUGACUUGUUUGGUUUUGUCAGGUUUCACAUCAUUUACAAUAAAAAUUAUGUAUGUUUAAUAUUUCCCUGUAGGCAAUAAAACACACCCUAAGAUAUGUCAAAAGGGGCAGAGCUGAGUGCCUCAGAUUCCUAGAAGACUUCUUAUUUGACAACUUUGGAAGUACGAUUCUUCGUAGUGAAUUUUUAUUCUACCCUGUAUUUUUUUCCUUAGUAGACCACUUUUGUUUCUUGGAAACCAUGAAUUUUCUUCUCUAAGGUUUAUGACUUAAGGUUUUUCUACCCACUAGGACGGUGAGAAACCCAUCAGGAUUCUUCUAAGCUAACAGUUUUUACUUCAGUGUUAAAGCACCUUCUUUGGUUGAGAAAGGGAAACUUGGAAAAGACCAAAGCUCUCUGGUGUCUGCUUUUUCUUAAAGAAGAAAAAAUCCUAUCCAAUACCCAUCUGCAGGUGUCUGAGUCUGCAUCGUCCUGUUAUACUAACAUCCAGCAUGGUAACUUGAGGGAGUCAGAGAAUCAAAUGCCUCACUAUGUACAAAAUGUGUAUUUAUAAUUCUCUGAAAUGAAUGAAAUUCUACUGUUUAGUGAGAAAUCUACUCAUGUUUAUUCCAAGUUGGUUUGUGUAAUUAGAUAUCAUUGUUCAAAAAUGUCUUUUUAGAAUGGUUGCGCAAUGGCACAUUUGAGAAAAUUCCUUCUUUCAGUCAAGUGAAGGUGCGCAUCUUAAGGGGAAAUAUUGUAUGUUACACUUGAAAUGUACAAAUGUGCCCUGUAUAGCUUAAAAUGAUCCUUAAAUGUCUCCAUUAAGUAUAUUUUGUCUUUACAUUAUUACUAACUGAAUAAGAACUGGGUAAUUUUCAAGACGACAUGAGUAAAAGUAUUGUUAUAUCAAGCACUUUAACGUACAUACCACAAACUGACAUGAGUUUUUCAGGUUUUGAAGUACAUUGAAAUACAGCUUUUCAUGCUAUGUCCUUUACAAAUAAAACUGUGAGAAUAA